AUGGUGCCGCCCGCUGUGAAGCUUGCCAUGUGCGCCCUCGCCCGCGCCCUCCUCUCCCUCCCCUCCAAGGCUAUCGUCCGCGCUGUUGGCGCCAGGUACGACGUGCGGCUAGCAAACGUGUGGCUGCCAGCGGUGCUGCUGAGGGAGGACAACUGGAGGCAGCUGGUGCAGCGCUCCCACGCUUCCAAGCCGGGCGCCGUCAGACUGCGCGCUGCUGAGACCCACCUGGAGGAGGCUCUUGCGCUUGCAGUGAGGAAGGCUAUAGCGAGGAUGGAGGAGGACAGACGAGCUGCAGGGGGCGGUGGGGGCGGCGAGGCGGGGAGCAGAGGGGGGCCGGGGGCGGAGUAG
This is a messenger RNA of Closterium sp. Yama58-4, 348 nucleotides long. The record is from the annotation of a GenBank genome assembly. NCBI's taxonomy places the organism in Eukaryota, Viridiplantae, Streptophyta, Zygnematophyceae, Desmidiales, Closteriaceae.